UUUAGAGCAGAUUUACAUGAGCUAUUCAGUCUACAGUCGGAGCCUAAAGGAACUUGUCACUCAGGAUUGGCUUUACUGGCAAAUUCUUCGCCACCUACCUUAAUUUCUUCUGUACAGCGUCCAACAGGAGACUGCAAGUGUGACACUAAUAUGAGGAAACCUUUACAUGCCCCAGACCCUGGAGAACAUCAGGAGCCAGUCGGUUGUUGUGUUUAGAGGACUAUGCUCUCCUCAACACCGUAAGGCAAGUGCUCGUGCUAAACCAGCCAGAGCAGCCUCACAGCCAGCCUGAGCCUCAGCCUCCACCUAUGCAACAGCGAUGGAAUUGAUGCUCCCAGGUGCUGACAUGGGGCCCCAGAAGGACUCCUUCCCCCUGAGCAGAAGGCAUCACUACCUCCACGUCCGGAGAAAAUUGAGGCCCAUAAGGAUUCUAGCUUUCGUCCUCAGCAUUGUGACUCUCAGCACAGUCUUCUCAUUGGGUGUCUUCCAGUGGACUACUUCUUCUACUGGGCGUGAUGGAAAUGGAGGGGAUCUACUUUCCUCCUCCCCCGCUGCUUUGUCCGGGGGAGACCUACUGCAGUCGGCCCCCCGCAGAACACUGCUCACCACCAAGCACCAGGGAGGCCACAACGUCUCUAUGAUGGAGGACAUGCCCGUGGCCAUGAAGUCUUCCAUGGAUGAGAUGAACCAGGGGGACUACCCCACGGAUCUCUUCAACCUAGAGGAGAGAAGGCAGGGGGCUGUGGGUCUGCACAUGUUUGGGAUGUUGUACAUGUUCAUCGCCUUAGCCAUUGUGUGCGACGAGUUCUUUGUCCCGGCCCUAACUGUGAUCACAGAGAAACUUCAAAUCUCAGACGACGUUGCCGGAGCAACCUUCAUGGCGGCCGGGGGUUCUGCCCCGGAGCUUUUCACUUCCGUCAUCGGGGUGUUCAUCUCCCACAGCAACGUGGGCAUAGGAACCAUUGUGGGUUCGGCCGUGUUCAACAUCCUGUUUGUCAUCGGGAUGUGCGCGUUGUUCUCCAAGGAGGUUCUCCAGCUGACCUGGUGGCCCCUCUUUAGAGACGUCUCCUUCUACAUCAUUGGUCUGUUGAUGCUCAUCCUAUUUUUUUUGGAUAACCAGAUCUUUCUGUGGGAAAGUAUCGCCUUGCUGAUGUGCUACUUGAGUUAUGUGACAUUUAUGAAGUUCAACGCAAAUGUAGAGACCUUCAUAAAGAGUAAAUUGGGCCAGAAUCAAGUGGAUGAGGUGGAGGCCGCUCCUAAGUUGGAGUCUGAUUCAUUGCUCUCAGAUGUUAUAUACUCAGAGUCACACUCUUACGGAGCCCAGGCAACCACGGGUGACGACGAAAACAAGUUGACGGCCAAGCCCCGUCUCCAGAGAGGAGGCUCAUCAGCCUCCCUCCACAACACCCUGAUGAGGAAUAGCAUUUUCCAGCUCAUGAUCCACACCCUGGACCCUCUCAGUGAGGGGGAGGGACUGGGGGGGCGAUUCAAAGAGAAGGCCUCCAUUCUCCACAAGAUGGCCAAACAGAAAUGUCAAGAUGGCGGGGAUGGGGAAAAACCCAACGGUGUCGCAGACAAAAACAUCCCCAACAGUUCCAACGUCACAGUGGAAGUCACUUCGCCUGCAAAUGGCGACAUAGGACCGGCGGAGGAGGAGGAAGAUGAGGAUGCUCCUCUGAGUUUGGAGUGGCCGGAGACGAACCGCAAACGAAUAACGUAUCUCCUUAUCCUCCCCAUCGUCUUCCCCCUGUGGCUCUCUCUGCCGGAUGUCAGGAGAGAGACUUCCACAAAAUUCUUCCCCAUAACUUUCAUUGGUUCCAUCUGUUGGAUUGCUGCCUUCUCCUACCUCAUGGUGUGGUGGGCUCAUCAGGUUGGAGAGACCUUCUGGAUUACAGAGGAGAUCAUGGGAUUGACCAUAUUAGCAGCUGGUACAUCAAUUCCUGAUCUAAUCACCAGUGUCAUUGUAGCCCGGAAAGGCCUUGGUGACAUGGCUGUGUCCAGCUCUGUGGGCUCCAACAUAUUUGACAUUACCGUGGGCCUGCCGUUCCCUUGGCUCAUCUACGGCCUGGUCAAUGACUUCAAGGCGGUGCAGGUGAGCAGCAACGGCCUGUUCUGCGCCAUCGUGCUCCUCUUCCUCAUGUUGCUCUUCGUCAUCAUCUCCAUCGCCUCCUGCAAGUGGAAGAUGAGCAAGGUGCUGGGAGGCCUCAUGUUUUUACUGUACAUCUUCUUCCUGGUAACCAGCGUCAUGCUGGAAGACAAGAUCAUCAUGUGUCCCAUCUCCAUCUGAAGGCCCCUCUUCAACCCCAACCUCCUGGAAACACAAACACACCUUCUCUCUCUCACACACACAUACAGUACACACGAUCAAUUGAUCCUCCCGUUGUCAAUGGGGGCUUCCGUUGGGAGGAGCAGUAGAAAACUAGCAUGACUUGAUUGAUUGAUUCCAAAUGCCUGAGCACAACCUGCAAAUGACAAUUUGUGAACUUUGAGCAGGGCAGACGGACCUGUCGAUGAGGGAUUGAUUCACGACGCUACUGCCCAAUGGGAUGGGUUUCUCCCCACAUCACAUGACCACAUCUGAGAGCUUCCAUUGGUUUAAAUCUGUCGUUGACUGACAAACAGGCGAUUGUAAUCACGCCCAUGUCGGAGAGUAGGGGACCACGUCUGGUAACUCUAAUCCAGAGGACUAUGUGAUAUGAUUAGAGAAUAGAUUUGAAUAUGUCAGGUAUCAACUGUCUAUCCGUCAAAAACUUUGAUGGCUGUAUGAAGUGGAGCUCUGGAAAAGGUCCUGCAGGUCCUAACCAGAAAGUGGAACCUGGCAGAGAAAUGGAAGAGAGGUUCAUCAGAUGCAAGAAAUAUCAAGGCAUGAGGAACAUGGUUGGAUCCACCAACAGGUAGAUUAAAGAGCAGCGCCUCAGCUUUCACAGAGUUUACCGAACUCCAGUAAAUCGCGAUCAAUUUGCACAGGUCCUUGCUAUAAGAGUGUCUGAGGAUUGCGUGGAUCAAGCGGAAGUGUUUUUCUUGAUUUUUGUAAAUUAGUUUUCAGUUGUAUUUAUAUUAUAAUUGCUUAAUUUGCAAAACCCAAAAGGUUUUUGUUCUCAAAUCAAAAUCUAGAAUUUGUACAGUUCUGAUUGGGCUCAUAACUGGUACAUGUUUGUAUGGACUUGCAAAGUUUGGAAAGGUAAAGGUGUAAAUGAAGAGAAAAUGGUAGUAAUAUGACGAGGGUGGUUUUGUUUGGGACAAUUUUGUGGAGUAAAUAUAAUGUAGUAUUUCUAAUUUAUCUUCUGUUUCUUAAACCCAACCCAUAUUUUCAAACUUGUUUGACAUAUAAUAUUAAGGUGAAUCCAGUUGAGCAAAUCUAUUGUACCUAAUGCUACAACAAUUUUAUGGUUGAAAAUGUAACAAUACCAUUUUUUUCCGGUAAAAGAUAUAGACACUGUGCUCCACUUAUUCUAUACGCAAAUCAGCUGAGGAACAUGACAAGUGUAAAUAGUUAAAAUGGUCGACAGGUGUGAUGUAGGGACACACUUUUUCAACCCCUUUUAAUCAAAUGUAUUUAUAAAGCCCAUUUUACAUCAGCAGAUGUCAGCAGUCCUAUACAGCAGUCCUAUACAGCAGUCCUAUACAGCAGUCCUAUACAGCAGUCCUAUACAGCAAUCCUAUACAGCAGUCCUAUACAGCAGUCCUAUACAGCAGUCCUAUACAGCAGUCCUAUACAGCAGUCCUAUACAGCAGUCCUAUACAGCAGUCCUAUACAGCAGUCCUAUACAGCAGUCCUAUACAGCAGUCCUAUACAGCAGUCCUAUACAGCAGUCCUAUACAGCAGUCCUAUACAGCAGUCCUAUACAGAAAGACUAAAACCCCAAACAAUGCAGAUGUAGAAGCAGAUGUGAAGUGAAAAUAUAUAUAAAGGGGUUGUGAACUCUGUACAAAUGAUCAGUUUUCCAUGUUUGAUACAGUUUGUAUGCUUCAGAAUCAUAUAGGGAUAUAAAUAUCUAUUUUUUUAUACGUCAUUUGUUUGCUUGUUUUCUCUGUAUAAUAGAGCAAACAGUAACAUGUAUAUCUGAAUAACAUCCUGUUUUGUUCCUCACUUGUGAUCAACUGAACAGAAUAAGGGGUUUAAGAUUUUACAUGGACCAAAAGCAAAAUAGCAUGUGAAUGAUAUUCUCAGAAUAAUCGAUAGUUCUACACUGUAAAAAAAUAUAUGUUUCUUCUCCACUAUAAGAUCGAUCAUAAAAAAUGUCAAACUAUUUAGUUGCUUUAGAAUUGUUACAUCACCGUUGCUGUAUGGGGCUUGCCCAUUGACUGGCAAUGGCAAACCCCAUCCCUAUCACAGCAUUCUCCAACCAUGUUCCUGGCGCGCUACCAAGGUUUCCAAUCCAACCACAGAUGUAACUAACCUGAGUCAAUUGAUCUACCAACUAAUUAUUAGAAUCAGGUGCGCUAGAUUAGGGUUUGAGCGAUAAUUCAUAAGACGUUAGCUCUCUAGGAACAGGUUUGGAGAGCCCUGCUCUAGCACAUGAAGCAUACAGUAUGGGCAUCACCGCAAUUAAGUUGUUUUCUUAUGAAUAAUUGUUAAGAUAACAAGCCCAAUUUUGCAAUACUUGUACCAUAAUAGUGACUUGUUAUAUUAUCACAUCCUAGUGGGCAAAAGUGGUGUAAAAUAUGUCUUUUGGAAAGAGAUGUGCAGUGGAAACAACGUAUUUUGAACCAUAUUUGCUCACUGGGAUAUGCUAUAUGUGAUUUUUAACAAUAAUAAUUGAACCAUCUGAGACUGAAUAGGCAACAACAACAAAAGGAUCCACUAUAUUGACAACUAAAAUAAAUGGAUUAUCUUUGCUAAAAGAUUUUCUAUGUACUACUGUAACCCCUUUCACUAUUUGUUAAUUUCUCUAAGCCAAUUUCAUCAAUUGUCAAUUUGUUUUCUCUCGCGAAUGCAAUGUUUAUUCAUACAAACAGUUUGUAAACUGAUAAUGAUAAUUCCAUAUUCUGUUUAGACCAAUAUCGCUUCCACUGCUUUAGGGUUUAAUGUUAUUGAUAUGUAUAGAACAUGUUUAAAAUACAGAUAACGUUCAUGACUUUAGACAUCCACGUUGCAUUAAUAAAGAAACACUUUCAUAUAGUGGGUUAUUUCUUGAUCUUUUUUUCAAUGGAUCUUAUGCAAAUGUAACAUUUAAUGCAUGGAUGAGUAGGAAGGAAAGACGAUCAGUCAGUAUAACAGAACUAUAUGGACAGCGUGGAAGUCUAUCAUAAUAACACAGAACAAAGAAUGAACGGCAAUGCUUUUAUAUUUCUGUUACAUACCAUAUAUUUAAGUAUGAAUCGUGUAUUUGAAUCAUAAUCAUGUAUACUUGAAUCAUGUAAAAUAUUGUUUUUAAAAAAUCAUAUCAGUCAUUCUGUAUAAAAUGUCAUAUGAUAAUAAAUGAAACUGUUUGAAAUUG
Messenger RNA from Oncorhynchus gorbuscha (pink salmon), 5441 nucleotides. Its product is annotated as sodium/potassium/calcium exchanger 2-like. Bases 320 to 2287 code for a protein of 655 amino acids. The transcript is spliced from 11 exons. Gene Ontology annotation, molecular function: calcium, potassium:sodium antiporter activity; calcium channel activity. Lineage: Eukaryota; Metazoa; Chordata; Actinopteri; Salmoniformes; Salmonidae. Gene Ontology annotation, cellular component: membrane. Gene Ontology annotation, biological process: long-term synaptic depression; intracellular calcium ion homeostasis; long-term synaptic potentiation. The record is from RefSeq and is a predicted model, not a curated record.